AUGUUUCAAGUUCAGUUGGCCCUGGGUGCCUGCUUCCUCUUACUGGUCGGAGCUGCCCACGCCGGAUACACUCAUCCAUGCAGUCGGGCUGAUUUUAUUGCCCAAGCGGAUAGUGCAAGGGAUUACUUUGCAUGUGAGAAAACAUCAACUGGUGGUUACUCCCUGAGACCCUUGAGAUGCCAGGACGAUACGGUCUUUGACUCACAGCUGGGACGUUGUGUGAAUUCGUUGCGUUUCAUUAUGCCAGCUGAUGGAGGUGAUAUUGAGAAUCCCACCAUACCGCCAGACAACCUUGAGGACAGCACAACUGAGAAAGCAGUCACUACGGCAAAACCCGAUGAACCUACCACGGCUCCUACUACAGCUAAACCUGAUGAUCCUACUACGGCUCCUACUACAGCAAAACCUGAUGAUCCUACCACGGCUCCUACUACAGCUAAACCUGAUGAUCCUACCACGGCUCCUACUACAGCUAAACCUGAUGAUCCUACCACGGCUCCUACUACAGCAAAACCCGAUGAUCCUACCACGGCUCCUACUACAGCUAAACCUGAUGAUCCUACAACGGCUCCAACUACAGCAAAGCCUGACGAUCCUACCACGGCUCCUACUACAGCUAAACCUGAUGAACCUACCACGGCUCCUACUACAGCUAAACCUGAUGAUCCUACCACGGCUCCUACUACAGCAAAACCUGAUGAUCCUACAACGGUACCAACUACUUCUGGACCCACUGAUGCGCCCAUAUCGACCACUACAAAGAAAAAUGUUUGCACCACAAAAGGUAGCAUACCGAAACCCGGUAACUGUAAACAAUAUGUCUUAUGCUAUGAGACAAGCGAUGAUGACGUGGUGCCCAUAACCCUGGAUUGCCCCGAUAAUAUGGAGUUUAGUCCAUGGAAUAGGUACUGCAUGGCCAAUUACGACUGCGCCACAGAUUGA
Molecule: messenger RNA, 942 nt
Organism: Drosophila innubila
Lineage: Eukaryota; Metazoa; Arthropoda; Insecta; Diptera; Drosophilidae
Product: proteoglycan 4
Exons: 1
Coding region: 1-942 (313 amino acids)
Cellular component (GO): extracellular region
Molecular function (GO): chitin binding
Source: RefSeq, a predicted model, not a curated record